Octodon degus (degu) is the source of this 949-nucleotide messenger RNA. It is a transcript of the gene Camk2n1, whose product is annotated as calcium/calmodulin dependent protein kinase II inhibitor 1. Gene Ontology annotation, biological process: negative regulation of protein kinase activity. NCBI's taxonomy places the organism in Eukaryota, Metazoa, Chordata, Mammalia, Rodentia, Octodontidae. The transcript has 2 exons. The record is from RefSeq and is a predicted model, not a curated record. Gene Ontology annotation, molecular function: protein kinase binding; calcium-dependent protein kinase inhibitor activity. Bases 511 to 747 code for a protein of 78 amino acids.
GUCCCUCCCCCUCGCUCCCCUCCCCUUCGCCCCUCGCGGCUCCCGCGUCCUCCUCCCGGACCCUGCGCCGCCCUCGCCACCCGCGCGCCCGCACUCCCGGCCCGCCUCGCUCGCCGCGCGGGGUGCGCCCUCCUCGGUCCCGCGCCCUCCGGGCUCGCAGGGACGCCCUCCUCCCUCCCGGCUCGGCCCCGCCCGGCGGCCCCCGCCCCGAGCCCCAGCGAGCGAGCGCGCCGAGGAUGUGAGUGCUGCUCUCCUCCGCCGGAGCAGCAGCCACUCGCGCGUCGAGCCCGAGCGCAGCGCAGCGCAUUCGCGGGCGCUCGCUGGGUCUCUAGCGCGGGCGGCGCGCUCCUGCCCUAGCGGUGUCUCCCGGCCCCUCGCCGGCGCCUCCGUCGCCGCGACCCGCGGGCCGUUCCCAGCCGGCCGCCCCCGGCCCCAGCGCCGCUGACCCUGUCCUCCGCGGGCGGGGACGCGGGCGGAGGAGGUGCCGCCGCCGAGCCCCCGAACGCGACCAUGUCGGAGGUGCUGCCCUACGGCGACGAGAAGCUGAGCCCCUACGGCGACGGCGGCGACGUGGGCCAGAUCUUCUCCUGCCGCCUGCAGGACUCCAACAACUUCUUUGGCGCCGGGCAGAACAAGCGGCCGCCCAAGCUGGGCCAGAUCGGCCGGAGCAAGCGGGUUGUUAUUGAAGAUGAUAGGAUUGAUGACGUGCUGAAAAAUAUGACCGACAAGGCACCUCCUGGUGUCUAACUCCCCCAAAGACAAUGGGUUAAGAAAGAAUGAGAACAGCUGCGGUAACAGUUAUUGGCAAAAAGCAUGAUAAAGAGAAGGCACUUUGAAAUUUAUUACUAGCUUGCUACCCACGAUGAAAUCAACAACCUGUAUCUCGUGUCAGGCCGGAGACAGAUGAGGCAGGAGGUAGAGGAGGUGGAGGAGGAGAAGGUGGAGGAGG